AUUCACUGUUGAGGCGCAGAAUGGAGAUCUACAUUUGACAAAAUAUCCAAGUCGGACAGGGAGGUGGAAGAUGAUAAAUUUAAAGUUAACAGAGCGGGACGGGCUGAGUGGAGAGAGAGAGAGAGCGAGAGAGAGAGCGAGUGAGCGCGUGGCGGUACAGUGAGGGGCUCACGCACAUUGACAGAAGCGCGCGCGGAUCGGAUGUUGACACAUCACGCGCAUCUGCAUAAUCUAGAUUUCACAGCGGUCGCACGCGCAACACAGCUCAACUCUUUAAACCUCCGCGAUUGUUCUCAAAAUCGCAACAACAACAAAAAAACUUAUAACGGUCUUUUCGCGCUUUUUUCUUUCAGUCAUCUGCAAACUCUCCUGACUGACAUCAUCUGAACUCGAGCGUGGAUAAAACAACAGUUGAUGAUUAGGAGAUGUUUGACUAAACUCUUUCUGUCAGAGAAUGACUGGUCUGUAAGGCUUAAGUAUAAAGCAUUGUGUCCAGUGCCCUUCAGGCCUCUUCAUCACAUUACACUGAGUUUUGGUAGACACAACACUGCUCAAAUGGACCUCCAUCGGACUGCCUUUAAGAUAGAGAGCUCCUCCUACAUGCCCAAUCCUCUGACCUCCCCUGCCCUCAUGGUCCUGGCAUCAACAGCCGAGGCUGGACGAGAUGCCUCUGUACCCUGCCAGCCCCAUCGGCCGUUUGGAGUUCCAGUCACUUUGGAAAAGGACAUGCACCUCCCGUUCCCCAGCGGCUCAUACACCUUCGCCUCCAUGUACCACCGGCAAGGAGGCUUUCCCACUCGAGACUUUCCCACCCCUCUGCUUCACCUUCACCCACAGUUUGCCCCACCCAAUCUUGACUGCUCCCCACUGGGCAUGCUCAACCAUGGAGCGGUGGGGGCCUUCCGACCGUUCUCCUCCCCACCUGAGGAGCGUGAUGCAGGGGUAUACCAGUCUGCCUUCCUCCCUGCCAAGCGCUUGAAGGGCUGUAUGGAUCCAGAGGCAUCCCCCCACCUCCGCUACACAGAUGUGGAGGGAAAAGAUUUUGACUUUUGUGCUCAUGUCCCUACUGGUUCUCCAAAUGCCCUGAAGGUAUCUGAGGAUGCUGGGAAGAAGCUCUUUGGCUUGUCUGGGCUGUUGGCGGAGGGUUCGUCUGGCCCAGAGGAGCACAAAGAACCAAGUAAAGUGAAGGGCCUGUAUGACACUCAGACGCCCAUGUGUCCGAUCUGUCACGCUGUGCUGCGGCCUGGAGAGCUGCAGGAACACAUGGAGCAGGAAAUGGAGCGUCUGAUGCAGCUCCACAAUAGUCAGGGUCCAGCGCAAAAGGAGUGUCUUGCUGCUGGGCCGCCCAAGUCUUUGUUUUCUAUGCACAUAAAGAGAGAGGGAUCCUCUUCUGCCUCCUCUCCACGUCCUGCUGAUGAGGCUGUGCACUCCGACAGGUACCAGACAUUUUUGCGAGUACGAGCAAACAGGCAAACAAGACUCAAUGUUAAGGAGCUCUGCUGGUGCAGGUGCUACGCCAAACAGAAAGUCAAAUCUGUUCAUGUUUGGACUGACUAUGGAUUCCCACAUGUAUCCUCUUGCCCACUGUCUGCACGCAUUGGGAAACUGAAAAGACGGAAAGCAGAGGAAGACCAGAGAGAUGGUGUUUGUGUUGUUGAAAAUGGCUCCAUGCUGUCAGCCGGGAGGGAGUUUGAAUGGGCCGAACAGAGAAGAAUACAGAUGGUUUCUGUUCUCAGAGGCUUCAGAGGUUUAGUGAGCAGCACAUUGAAAGAGCACCAGGAUAGCGAUGUGGAUCUGGACGUGGACGGUGAUGAUACUUUGGAGUAUGGAAAAGCCCAGUAUCCUUAUUUAUGCUCAAAUGAUCGCAGAUACACAGAGGCGGAUGUGAUUCCCUGUUCAGGAAAUGAACCCAGAGAUGCAGAGGAGAGACAGGCGUUAAGAGGAGCUGUUUUAAAUGGAGAGACAGCCAGCAGGUUAUCUCCAGAACAAACCAAGUCUGUAAACUCAGAAGAUCCAACUACAAGUAAUGGAGACAACAAUACAAGCACAACAUCUCCAAGAACCUGCAAGAACAGCGAGUUAGAGGUCUUAUCGGAUGACCCCUCCCUCAGUACGCUGGAGGCCCUGAAAACACGGAUCAGAGAUCUAGAGAAGCAGUUCACACGGGGGGACAGAUUCAAGUGUCUCAUCUGCAUGGACUCCUACACUGUACCUCUGACCUCCAUCCAGUGCUGGCAUGUCCACUGUGAGGAAUGCUGGCUUCGCACCCUGGGAGCAAAGAAACUUUGUCCACAGUGCAACACUAUCACCUCUCCCGGGGACCUGAGACGAGUGUAUUUAUGAAGAGUUAUAGCUGUCCUGUCAUCUGCCUGUUUGCACUCUACUCAAACGAAUCACUUUUACUGAGAAGAACCUUUCUGGGCCCAUGCAAAACUUAAGAGUACAUCUUGCCCAAAAGAGUCAUU
Molecule: messenger RNA, 2465 nt
Organism: Rhinichthys klamathensis goyatoka
Lineage: Eukaryota; Metazoa; Chordata; Actinopteri; Cypriniformes; Leuciscidae
Gene: rnf220b
Product: ring finger protein 220b
Exons: 16
Coding region: 415-2343 (642 amino acids)
Biological process (GO): protein ubiquitination
Molecular function (GO): ubiquitin protein ligase activity; metal ion binding
Source: RefSeq, a predicted model, not a curated record